UCCUACACAUCGACGAGGAGGGAGAGGUCUCGCUCAUAAAUACUGACUUCAAGACAGCAAAGGGAACUGUAUAUGUACAGGACAUCCCUCCAGACCCUGAACCAGCCUUCAUAACCACAGGCACAAUGGCAGAUGCAAGCUUUCAGCAGGAGUUCCUGGAAACCCACAAUGCCUACAGGCUGAAGCACAACACGCCCGAGAUGACCCUUAGCAGCGAGCUGUCUGCUUCAGCUCAGAAAUGGGCCGAUCACCUGCUGGCAAUCAACACCCUGCAACACAGUGACACUCAGGACGGAGAGAACAUCUACAAUAUGUGGAGCUCAGCAACCCUUAAACUGACAGGGAAAGAAGCUGUAGAUUCGUGGUACAGUGAGAUCAAGGAUUACAACUGGAGCUGCCCUGGAUUCAGCGGCAAUACUGGUCAUUUUACUCAGGUGGUGUGGAAAGACAGCAAAGAACUGGGCGUGGGCAUGGCCACUGAUGGCCACAAGGUCUUUGUGGUUGGGCAGUACCGGCCAGCUGGCAACAUGAACAUGCCGGGAUACUUUGAGAAAAACGUCCUCCCAAAAGCGUAAAAGACAGCUGGCAGAGAGGUGGGUGGAGCAGACAAGACUUCCAGUGAGGAAGGUGCAGUGAGCCCAAGGAAAACUUCACACUGCUCCUGAUCGUUGACCCCAACACACUGUUGCUAAAUGUUCCAUGGGAAAAAUCCAAAAUAAUAAAUAUACUGCUUGGCUGAGCAUUGUUCUUACACAUUACUGUUUAAAUGACUUAUGUUGUUGUGAAUAUAGCAAAUAUAAAAAUGCAUCUGCAGUAUCCUGUAUUUUGUGUCAAUGCGAUGACCUUAGUAUAAUUUUGCCAACCCACUCCUUUAAUUCUUAAUACAUUUAAUUUUAUGCCACCAUUAAAUAUAUCACAUUGUAUA
Messenger RNA from Perca fluviatilis (European perch), 925 nucleotides. Its product is annotated as Golgi-associated plant pathogenesis-related protein 1-like. The coding region runs from base 126 to 575 and encodes 149 amino acids. Lineage: Eukaryota; Metazoa; Chordata; Actinopteri; Perciformes; Percidae. Gene Ontology annotation, cellular component: extracellular region. The record is from RefSeq and is a predicted model, not a curated record. The transcript has 6 exons.